Molecule: messenger RNA, 1266 nt
Organism: Phacochoerus africanus (Common warthog)
Lineage: Eukaryota; Metazoa; Chordata; Mammalia; Artiodactyla; Suidae
Product: vomeronasal type-2 receptor 116-like
Biological process (GO): G protein-coupled receptor signaling pathway
Cellular component (GO): membrane
Molecular function (GO): G protein-coupled receptor activity
Source: RefSeq, a predicted model, not a curated record
AUGGGGAUGAGGACGAGCAGACCUGGAGUGCAGGAGAGCUUCAGGCUGCACGCUCUACUCAAAUGUGCUGUGGUGAACGUCAAUGAAGGAUUAAAAAGGUGCCAUUCAGACAUGCCGGCCAAUGGCCCAGAUCCUUUAGGAAUGACAGCAGCUUCCCUCAAGGAGCAACCUGACAUCUCCCCUGACUCGAGGCAUCACCAGGAGCAACCGGGCAUGGAAUUCUGGGAUGUUCUUACUCCUCACUGUGUGUGCAGCAGGAGCUGUGGCCCUGGAUGGAGGCAAGCUCCCCAGUGGGGAAAGGCUGCCUGCUGUUACUGCAUGUGCUGCCCAGAGAAGGAGGUGUCCAUUGCCACCGAUAGGAAGCAAUGUGUGAGGUGUGCAGAGGAUCAAUACCCAAAUAGUGACCAAGACCAUUGCCUCUCAAAGGUGGUGACCUUCCUGGCCUGUGGAGAUCCUCUGGGGAUGGUCGUGGCCUGCACAGCCCUUGGUCUGUCUGUGCUCACAGCUGGGGCUCUUGGGGUCUUUGUGAAGCACAGACACCCCAUAGUCAAAGCUAAUAACUGGGCUCUCAGCUAUAUCCUGCUCAUCUCCCUCAUCCUGUGCUGCCUCUGCUCCUUCCUCUUCCUUGGCCAUCCCAACACUGCCACCUGCCUCCUCCAGCAAAUGACCUUUGGGGUCAUCUUCACCGUGGCCAUUUCCACCACUUUGGCUAAAACCAUCACUGUGGUCCUGGCUUUCAAGGUCACAACCCCAGGGAGAGAGAUGAGGCAGUGGUUGCUCUCAAGGGCCCCCAAUGCCCUCAUUGCCAUCUGCUCCCUGAUUCAAGGGACUUUCUGUGCAGUCUGGUUGGGGACCUCUCCCCCUUUCAUGGACAUAGAUGCACAUUCGGAGGCUGCCCCCCUGAUGGUCAUGUGCAACAAGGGCUCUGCCAUGAUGUUGUAUCUUUCCUUAGGAUACUGGGUUUCCUUGGCCCUCUUGAGUUUCACCUUGGCUUUCCCGGCCAGGAGCCUGCCUGACACUUUCAAAGAAGCCAGGUGGCUGACAUCCAGCAUGCUGAUGUUCUGUAGUGUCUGGAUCGCAUUCCUCCCUGUGUACAAUAGCUCCAAGGGGAAGGUCACGGUGGUGGUGGAGGUCUUUUGCAUCUUGGCUUCCAGUGCUGGGUUACUAGGGUACAUCUUUGUUCCCAGUUGCUACCAUAGUCUCCUCAAGUUGGAGAGGAAUACCCUGCCCAAACUAAGGGGUAAAUCCAACUCUGGGAGAAAAUAA